UCCGGGCGAAGACCUCGGUGGAAAGUGAAAAUUAGUUGAAGGGGUAAAUUUAGCCUUUGCUUUGGAAGGUUCGGAACUCUUUUGAUAACUUUAUGUUGAAUUAUCAUAUGAUGUAACUGGACGUCAGGAACCAUGCAGAGUUUAAGACAUAACAACAGAUGACUAAAGAUUAUUUUUCGUCGCUGUGACUAACUUUUUCACAGGACCUGGAUUUGAUCCGAGACUUCCUUGUGUUGAACUGGUAAAAAAAAGUAUUCCGGUCUUCUAAUUGAUUAAUAUUUAUCUUGCUGAUAUAUUCACCGAUGUACAAGUGAACUAAACAAUCUUAAUACCAUUUCGACUGUAUGAGUAGAGAAGUGAACGAUUCCGACUCCGCCGAUUCAGUCGGUGAAACCAGACCACUGAUGUCUACCGGGGCAGCAUACCAGGGUGCGAGAAGUCAGCCCGUCACCAGGGAUGAGUAUGAGGACUUAGGUGAACGCCGGAACAGAGAAAACCGGGAAAAUGGCAUAGGAAUGGACGUAAAUCAUGAGGAUCAAACAGAUGAAACCAGAACAGAAAUACGUCCUUCGCGUCAGCCUCAGAGAAGGCGUGGCACCAGUGGUGAUGCAGAAGAAGAUGAAGAGGAGGUGAUGCUGUAUGGGGCUAAACAUGUCAUCAUGUUAUUUGCACCAGUUACACUGUGUAUGAUAGUUGUAGUGGCUUCCAUCAGCUCGGUGACCUUCUACACAAAGAAGUCGGGCUAUUUAAUCUAUACUCCAUUCCAUGAUGGUGACAAAGCUGACUCCACAACAGGAACAAAAGUAUGGCAAUCAUUAGCUAAUGCGAUGAUUCUCUUGGGGGUUGUGAUUGUCAUGACGACAUUCCUGCUCUUACUCUACAAAUUUAGGUGCUACAAGGUCAUACACGGAUGGCUGGUGGGAUCGUCUCUCAUGCUCUUGUUUCUAUUCUCCUACCUAUACAUUGAAGUGGUGCUGCAGGCGUACAAUGUACCUAUAGACUACAUCACAGUGGCCUUGCUGAUCUGGAACUUUGGUGUGAUGGGGAUGAUAUGUAUUCACUGGAAGGGUCCCCUCAUCCUCCAGCAGGCCUACCUCAUCAUCAUCUCCGCUCUCAUGUCUCUCAUCUUCAUCAAGUACCUUCCUGAUUGGACCACCUGGGUCCUUCUAGGGGUGAUGGUCAUCUGGGACUUAGUGGCAGUUCUUUGCCCCAAGGGACCACUGAGGAUGUUGGUGGAGACGGCCCAAAAGAGGAAUGAACCCAUAUUUCCUGCCCUUAUAUACUCAUCCACUAUGAUCUGGACCGUGGGUAUUGGUAUGGCAGAAGGAAAUUCUAAAAAGAAGAAAUCAAAGAAAUCAAAGAAAGACACACAAAAUUCAGCAGCUACAGGAGGGGCUGGCCUAGCUACAAACAAUACAUCUGAUGAUGAGGAAGGUGGAUUCACUGGAAAUCCUUCACGUGAACAGAUUCUAGCCCGAAAUAGUACAGAUUCUGCAGAGGCGCGGAAUGCUGUGGCAGCUCUAGGCGAUAGACCAAGACCGACAACUACCACUCGGCCACCACGACCAACAAGUGACUCGCGGGAAUCACAGUCCUCAGCUCAACAGGAUGAGGAACGGGGAAUAAAGCUUGGUCUUGGAGACUUCAUCUUCUACAGUGUGUUGGUGGGGAAGGCCUCAUCGUACGGUGACUGGAACACCACGCUGGCCUGUUUUGUUGCCAUUCUUAUUGGGCUGUGUUUUACUCUCCUCUUGCUGGCGAUAUUUAAGAAAGCUCUUCCAGCCCUACCUAUAUCCAUCACCUUUGGACUGAUAUUCAAUUUUGCAACAAGUGAAAUUGUAGCACCAUUUAUGGACCGUCUCGCUUCAGGACAGGUGUAUGUAUAGUGCCGAUUACUUGCCUGUAGCUAGGUGUCUCUGCAGAGUCAAUCUCCUACAUGUAAGCACAUAUAUACCUGUAGGUAUGUAUGACCUGGGAUACCUACCUGUAGGUAUAUAUACGACCUAGGGUACCUACCUGUAGGUAUGUAUGAUCCAGAGUACCUACCUGUAGGUAUGUAUGACCUGGGGUACCUACCUGUAGGUAUGUAUGACCUAGGGUGCCUACCUGUAGGUAUGGACGACCUAGGGUGCCUACCUGUAGGUAUGUAUGAUCCAGAGUACCUACCUGUAGGUAUGUAUGACCUGGGGUACCUACCUGUAGGUAUGUAUGACCUAGGGUGCCUACCUGUAGGUAUGGACGACCUAGGGUGCCUACCUGUAGGUAUGUAUGAUCCGGGGUACCUACCUGUAGGUAUGUAUGAUCUGGGGUACCUACCUGUAGGUAUGUAUGACCUAGGGUACCUACCUGUAGGUAUAUAUACG
Messenger RNA from Pecten maximus, 2363 nucleotides. Its product is annotated as presenilin-1-like. The record is from RefSeq and is a predicted model, not a curated record. Lineage: Eukaryota; Metazoa; Mollusca; Bivalvia; Pectinida; Pectinidae. Gene Ontology annotation, molecular function: aspartic endopeptidase activity, intramembrane cleaving. The transcript has 10 exons. Gene Ontology annotation, biological process: protein processing; calcium ion transport; negative regulation of apoptotic process. The coding region runs from base 345 to 1886 and encodes 513 amino acids. Gene Ontology annotation, cellular component: mitochondrial inner membrane; lysosomal membrane; Z disc.